This is a messenger RNA of Vicia villosa (hairy vetch), 543 nucleotides long. RefSeq lists its product as uncharacterized. The record is from RefSeq and is a predicted model, not a curated record. Lineage: Eukaryota; Viridiplantae; Streptophyta; Magnoliopsida; Fabales; Fabaceae. The transcript has 3 exons. Bases 1 to 543 code for a protein of 180 amino acids. Gene Ontology annotation, molecular function: RNA-DNA hybrid ribonuclease activity; nucleic acid binding.
AUGGAUCCAAUCAAAUACUUAUUUGAGAAACCUGCGUUGACUGGAAGAAUUUCUUGUUGGCAGAUGUUAUUAUCAAAGUACGACAUCCAAUAUCGUGCCCAAGAAGCCAUCAAAGGAAGUGUUUUAGCCGAUCAUUUGGCCUCUCAACCUAUUGAUGAUGAUCAAUCCUUGCAAGAUGACUUCCAGGAUGAAGAGAUCAUAGGAAUUGGGGCAGUCAUUGUUAUACCACAAGGUUCUCACGUACCAUUUACUGCAAGACUAAUGUUUGACUGCACCAACAAUAUGGCAGAAUACGAAGCUUGUAUCAUAGGACUAGAAGAAGCCAUUGAUCUUAGAAUCAAGAUUCUAGAUGUGUAUGGAGAUUCUGCUGUUGAGUUCCAUCACAUACCUCGUGAGGAAAAUCAAAUGGCAGAUGCAUUGGCCACUCUAGCUUCCAUGUAUCGAGUGAAGUUUCCAAAUGAAGCUCCUCAAAUUACAAUCAUGCGCCUGGAUAGGCAUGAUCAUGUAUUCGGUGUUGAAGUUAUCACAAAUGACAAGCCGUGA